AUGGGCAAAUCACCUAGUGUCAACAGUGCAUCACCUGAGGAAGCAGAGGCAUCUCAAACUGAAUCAUCAGCUUCAUCUGAUUCAACCAGUGACUCCUAUGAAAAGACUGACUGUGAUAAUUCAGAGUCAGUUGCUUCAGUGGAAUCAACAAAUGAAUCAUCUGAAAUAGUUGAUUCAAAUUCGAUCAAAGAAGAAUCAGAAACAACAUCAGGAGCCUCUGUUGAGUUAGAUGGUAAUGAAACCACAGGAGCCCCUGCUGAAUGUUCAAAAGAAAAUAAUUCUGAUUCUUCUGAACCAAUUAUGUCACAAGAAGCUGAGAGCAAUUCUGCAGCAUCAAGUGACACUGCUUGUGAGAAAAUUAAUGAUACUAACCCUAUUGCUUCAAAUGCAGACCAAGUAAUUAUUGAGGAUUGGGUUGAGGGGGAUGGUGUUGUUUGUCAAAAAGCUGACGAUGUUUGUCCAAAAACAUCAAAUUUAUCUGCUGAUGCUCCUCCUUAUGUGAGAAAGGAUGCUUCUGAGCCAGCUUUGAGAGGCCCUUCAAAUAAAUAUGUGCCUCCAAAGCCAACAGUUAAAAAUGAAAAUGCUAAAUCUAGUGAAUGUGCUAACUGUUGUAAACAAAGACAUAUGAAGCAGGGCAGAAAGGUUGAACAAUUUACAAACAAAUCAUCCAACAAAUCGUAUAACUCAUACUCAGCAUCGGUUGGAUGGACUGGAUCGGGAUAUGCUCCUUACGUAAAGAAGCAAACCUGCUACAACUGUGGCAUACCCGGUCACAUUGCAAGAAACUGCACACAUCAUCGAUUUUUUUGCAGAAAUAAGGGGUUUGAACCUCCAAAGAGUGCUUUUAGGUGGGAUUCAAAAUUAUGA
Helianthus annuus (common sunflower) is the source of this 867-nucleotide messenger RNA. RefSeq lists its product as uncharacterized. Gene Ontology annotation, molecular function: zinc ion binding; nucleic acid binding. Bases 1 to 867 code for a protein of 288 amino acids. The transcript has a single exon. The record is from RefSeq and is a predicted model, not a curated record. Lineage: Eukaryota; Viridiplantae; Streptophyta; Magnoliopsida; Asterales; Asteraceae.